GUGACAAGUGAGUGGAAUUGGGAUUCGGUAGGCACCGUGCACUGAAUCUAAAAGUUCCUUGGAAGUUGAGAGAUACUCCUUUGACCUCUGUGUCUGUGUUGUGUGAUUGGGACGGUUCGUGUCACGAGUGCAUGCUACUUACUUUCCCUCUGCCCUAAGCCCUCGCCUGCUUCUGUCUGUCGAUAUAUAUAUAGUUCUAUGACCAUUUCGUUUCCUGCAAUUCAACACAGCUCCAAGAGUUACGAGGCAUGCAAAUGGACACCCUGAUCCUUAUUCAGGCACAACCCUUUGCCUCACUUGUGGUAGCUGCUGUCUCGCUUCUCCUCUUUCUUUACCUAAUAAACCGUAACCGCACCCCGGCAGCUGCCUCACUUGUGGUUGGUCUUGCUUCUUCUCUUCCUAAAGUAACAGUGGUUCCGGGUUUACCAAUUGUUGGGAAUUUGCUGCAAUUGAAGGAUAAGAAGCCGUACAAGACAUUCGCACAGUUUGCCCAAAAAUAUGGUCCCAUAUACUCCAUCAGGACCGGUGCUUCCACCAUUAUUGUUCUCAACUCUGCCCAUCUUGCCAAAGAGGCCAUGAUUACCAGAUAUUCAUCGAUUUCAUCAAGGAAGCUGUCAAAUGCAUUAACAAUUCUGACUUCCAAUAAAUGUAUGGUUGCUAUAAGUGACUACAAUGACUUUCACAAAAUGGUCAAAAAACUUAUUCUUGCAAAUGUUCUCGGACCCAAUGCACAGAAGCGGCAUCGUCUCCACAGAGAAGAAAUGGUGGAAAACAUGUCGAGGCAGCUUAAUGAACAUGUGAAGAACUCCUCUGAUUCCCCGGUUAAUUUUAGGGAUAUAUUUUCUUCUCAACUUUUUGGAUUGGCAAUGAAGCAAGGUGUAGGAAGUGAUGUGGAAUCCAUUUAUGUGGAUGAUUUUGGAAAUAAAAUAUCAAGGAAGGACAUGUAUCAAAUUCUAGUGGUUGACAUAAUGGAGGGUGCAAUUGAGGUUGAUUGGCGAGAUUUCUUCCCAUACUUGAGAUGGAUUCCAAAUAGGAGCAUGGAGACAAAAAUUCAGAGAAUGUGCUUCCGCAGGAAAGCAGUUAUGAAAGCAUUAAUCAAUGAGCAGAAGAAGAGAAUUGCUUCGGGAAAGAAAGUGAAUUGUUACAUUGACUACCUGUUAACGGAAGCGAAGGAGCUAACCGAAGACCAAAUUAUGAUGCUUCUUUGGGAGACCAUCAUAGAGACUUCGGAUACUACAUUAGUUACCUCCGAAUGGGCUAUGUAUGAACUUGCUAAAGACAAAACACGUCAGGAUCGACUGUAUUCGGAGAUCCAAGAUGCAUGCGGGAAUGAGAGAGUAACAGAAGACCAUUUGGCUAAGCUGCCAUAUUUAGGGGCUGUAUUCCAUGAAACUUUGAGGAAGCACAGUCCAGCUCCCAUUGUCCCACUAAGGCAUGUUGAUGAAGAUACUCAAAUAGGAGGAUAUCACAUUCCGGCUGGGAGCGAGAUUGCUAUAAACAUAUACGGGUGUAACAUGGACGAGGAAGUGUGGGAAAAUCCGGAGCAGUGGAUGCCGGAGAGAUUUCUGGAUGAUGAGAAGUAUGAGAGCAUGGAUCUGUACAAGACAAUGGCAUUUGGGGUGGGGAAGAGGGUGUGCGCAGGGGCUCUGCAGGCGAAUCUGAUAGCAUGCUCGUCAAUUGGGAGACUGGUUCAGGAAUUUGAAUGGGAGCUGGCUCAAGGUGAAGAGGAGAAUGUUGACACAGUCGGCCUUACCACCCACAGGAUGCAUCCCCUCCUUGUCAAAAUCAAGCCAAGAAGCAAAUAAUCAACUACUCCCUCGCAACUCCCAACUCCCCCCUCUUACUUUCUCCUUUCUCUAAAUAAUCCGCAACUUCUAUCCCAACAAAUUUUUCUUCCUUUAAUAAAAAUUGUAUGUGUACUAUUUUACUUGUAACGUAUUUUAAUUUCAGCACAAAUCGAGCUAGCUCUCUUUUUCGUA
Arachis duranensis is the source of this 1979-nucleotide messenger RNA. RefSeq names its product ent-kaurene oxidase. Gene Ontology annotation, cellular component: endoplasmic reticulum; chloroplast outer membrane. Bases 249 to 1805 code for a protein of 518 amino acids. The record is from RefSeq and is a predicted model, not a curated record. Gene Ontology annotation, biological process: gibberellin biosynthetic process. Gene Ontology annotation, molecular function: ent-kaurene oxidase activity; iron ion binding; heme binding. The transcript is spliced from 8 exons. Lineage: Eukaryota; Viridiplantae; Streptophyta; Magnoliopsida; Fabales; Fabaceae.